GUCAGGUGGUGUUUAGCUGCGCUCAUUUCUUCACCAUGGCAGAUGACCUUCCAGAAGAGCAUGUGCAGCGCACGCUGGCAGAGCUUCAUCCACAACCUGAAGAAGAAGCUGAGGUAAAUGCCAUUGAGGAGGAGCUUUUGGCACUUUGCCGCACCUGCGCGGAGCAGCUGGGCUUGGUAUCGCCUGGCACGCCUGGCGGCCUGCGGCGCUCGGGGGCCUUCCAGCUGGGUGCCCAGGUGCGGCACGCGGAGCUGGACGUGGUCUAUGUGCUGCCAGAGACGUCCUCCAUCGGUCCCUUUGGUCCGUUCCUGGAGCUCUUGCAGCAGAGGCUUCAGGCUUCCAGUCAAGCUGCUGUGGCGCCUUGUCGAUCCCAGGGCUCCUUGGAUGCUCCAGGGCUGCGUUUCAUGAAAGGCGAACGCUGGGUGCAGCUCUUUUUGGCGAAGGAGCAACGCGGCUUGCCCAGCGACACCACCGUGCCCUCCAUGGCAGCGCUCCACGGCCUUGAGGUGGGGGACAGGAUCCUACAAGGCGUGCCGUGCGCGAAGACCUUUCAAGACCUGCUGCGGAUCGUGAAGCAUUGGGCACAACAGCGGGGCAUCUAUGGAAGUUUAUUCGGUCUGUUUCAUGGCACUGCCUGGGCGAUUUGCUGCGCCAGGGUUUGCCAGAAUCAUCCCGAGACCACAGCCUUGGCUGAGCUCCUGGAAUUCUUCUUCCAGGACUUGUGCAGCUGGGACUGGUCAGCACCCAUUUGCUUGGCUUCCGACGCUUCCGACGCGGACCUCGUGUCGCCCAGCGUCACGCGGACGAACGUCCUGGUGCAGAUGCCCGGGAUCAACCUGGCAGCCAGCCGGAACGUCAGCGAACCUGUGAUGCGUGUCUUGCAGCGUGAGCUCCGCCGGGCGGAACUGAAGCAGCCACCCGAGCUGUGGGCCGAACAUCACUUCUUCCAGCGUCAUCGCCACUACCUCCGUUUCGACUUCAUGGCGAGCAGCGAGGAGAUCCUGGAGAAGUGGUGGGCUUGGGGUCAACAACAACUUCCAGAGUUGCUGCCUCUCUUCGAGUCCCUGAUGGAUCGCAAGGUGCUGCUACGGCCUUGGCCCCGGCCCUUGGCCUUCAAAGAUCACACCUGGCCGCACGCCAAGGCCAUUUUCAUUGGAUUGCACAUCCAGAGAACGGAGCAGAAGAGCACGCUUGAUCUUCGGGAAAUCAUGGUGAAGUUCCUGGAAAAGAUCAGUGCGUGGCCGGAAGCAGAUGCUCACAUGCACCACUUCGAGUUGAUGAUCCGCGCUGUGUCCUUGGAACAGAUGAAGACCUGGCUUCAAGAACCGGGCGUUCAAGGCAUGACGACGUGUGGCGCUGCUUUUCCCGUGGGCUUGCGGGAAGCUCCGGGCCUGGUGAAGGCGGAGGUGGCGCAGUGACCACCGAUCGCCGGUGGGUGCGACCGGUGGCUGCUCCAGGCUUCACCUCGCGACCGAUGACGAGGCUUCCAUGCUGAUUAACCUCGCCAUGAGAAUAGCUGGGGGAUGAGCGAUUUCAAGGAUGAUUGGUGAGUAUGCCGGAGGGUGAUCCACGUGUCACG
This is a messenger RNA of Durusdinium trenchii, 1579 nucleotides long. NCBI's taxonomy places the organism in Eukaryota, Dinophyceae, Suessiales, Symbiodiniaceae. The record is from the annotation of a GenBank genome assembly.